CAUGAGGAGAGGCGAGAGGGAAAGACCAGGUGAAGGGGCAGAAAAGGCAGGUGAGAACCUGGAAGAGCUCAGUAAUCUGAAGCGUGCUGGGAAGAGACCGGAUUCCGGGCCAGAAAGGAUGCGGAAGACUGCUGAAGAAGGCCACCGAGUUCUGGUCGGGGGUGGAGAGAGGGAACACUUUUAAAGGGACCAAGACCCAGGAUAAGGUUCCCUCGACCCCGGGCCCCGUGUUCCCGGGCUAUGGCCCCCAGUGCCGUGUAGACCUGGCGGGAUCCCCGUGCUUGCGACCCCUAUUUGGGGGCCUGGGUGGCUACUGGAGGGCCUUGCAGAGGGGCAUAGAAGUCAGGACCAUGGCAUCCACGGCCUCUGGACUUCCCCCAGGGCGCAUCGUGACGGCAGGCAUCAUCAUUGUUGGAGAUGAGAUCCUCAAGGGACACACUCAGGAUACCAACACCUACUUUCUGUGCCGGACACUGCGCUCCCUGGGGGUCCAGGUGUGCCGAGUCUCUGUUGUCCCUGAUGAGGUAGCCAUCAUCGCUGCUGAGGUCACCUCUUUCUCCAGCCGCUUCACCCAUGUCCUCACAGCAGGGGGCAUCGGCCCCACUCAUGAUGAUGUGACCUUUGAGGCAGUAGCACAGGCCUUUGGGGAUGAGCUCAAGCCACACCCUGAGCUGGAAGCUGCCAUCAAAGCCCUAGGAGGAAAGGGCUGGGAGAAGCUGUCGCUGGUGCCCUCCUCUGCCCGCCUGCAUUACGGCACCGAUCCUCACACUGGCUGCCCCUUCAGAUUCCCACUGGUCUCCGUCCGAAACGUCUACCUCCUCCCAGGCAUUCCAGAGCUGCUGCGGCGGGUGCUGGAGGGGCUGAAGGGACUAUUCCAAAACACAGCUGUUCAGUUCCACUUGCGGGAGCUGUAUGUAGCAGCUAAUGAGGCCUCUAUCGCCCCCAUCCUGGCCCAGGCCCAGGCACACUUUGGACGCAGGCUUGGCCUAGGUUCCUACCCUGACUGGGGCAGCAACUACUAUCAGGUGAAGCUGACGCUGGACUCGGAAGAAGAAGGGCCCCUGGAGGAAUGCCUGGCCUACCUGACUGCCCAUCUGCCCCAGGGAUCGCUGGUCCCCUACACACCCAACGCUGUGGAGCAGGCCAGUGAGGCUGUAUACAAACUCACUGAGUCAGGGUCAUCUCUGGGAGCAAAAGUGGCAGGUGCCCUGCAGACCAUCGAGACUGCCCUGGCUCGGUACAGCCUCCCCCAGCUCUGUGUGGGCUUCAACGGGGGCAAGGACUGCACUGCCCUCCUACACCUCUUCCAUGCAGCUGUGCAGAGGAAAUGCCCUGAUGCUCAAGAACCCCUCCAGAUCCUGUAUGUCCGCAGCAUCUCCCCUUUCCCUGAGCUGGAGCAGUUUCUACAGGACACCAUCAAGAGGUACAAUCUGCAGGUGCUGCAGGCUGAAGGUGACAUGAAGCAGGCCCUUAGUGAUAUGCAGACGCGGCACCCCCAGCUGGAGGCCGUCCUGAUGGGCACCCGCCGCACCGACCCCUACUCCUGCAGCCUCUGCCCCUUCAGCCCCACUGACCCAGGCUGGCCUUCGUUCAUGCGCAUCAACCCGCUGCUGGACUGGACCUACAGAGACAUCUGGGACUUUCUGCGUCAACUGUUUGUCCCAUACUGUAUCCUCUACGACCGAGGCUACACGUCACUGGGAAGCCGGGAGAACACGGUGCGGAACCCGGCCCUGAAGUGCCUGAGCCCAGGCGGCCAGCCCACCUACCGUCCAGCCUACCUACUUGAGAACGAAGAUGAGGAGCGCAACUCCCGCACGUGACCUCCCCUUCCUGCCUGCUCCAGGAGGGAGGGAAGGAGGCUGACCUAGAGCAUAACCUGUCAAUAAACCGUGCCUCUCAUGUG
Messenger RNA from Equus quagga, 1906 nucleotides. It is a transcript of the gene FLAD1, whose product is annotated as flavin adenine dinucleotide synthetase 1. NCBI's taxonomy places the organism in Eukaryota, Metazoa, Chordata, Mammalia, Perissodactyla, Equidae. The transcript is spliced from 8 exons. Gene Ontology annotation, molecular function: FMN adenylyltransferase activity. Gene Ontology annotation, biological process: FAD biosynthetic process. The coding region runs from base 351 to 1823 and encodes 490 amino acids. The record is from RefSeq and is a predicted model, not a curated record.